AUGGCCUUGAAGAAUCUAAACGAAUACCUGUCCCUCAUCCCCGUGGUACGGCAGUGCCCCGGAGGCAGCCUCUGGUCCUCUUAUGACGAGGAAGGCGAUGUUCUGUACGUUAAUUUCCGGGAAUCGGUUCCCGCUACCGAUAGCGAACUGACCGACGAUGACAUCAUCCUCCGUUAUGACGGCGACGACCUCGUCGGCAUCACCAUUCUGCACGCCAGCAAGCGGUGA
Messenger RNA from Geodia barretti, 228 nucleotides. The record is from the annotation of a GenBank genome assembly. Lineage: Eukaryota; Metazoa; Porifera; Demospongiae; Tetractinellida; Geodiidae.